AUGGACGCCGACAGCGAUGACCCACGCCAAGACGAGCUGGGUUCCCUUCAAGCCAUUUUCCCCGAAAUCGAGCCCGAUGAUAAGAACCCUUACUGCUUCAAGAUCGAGCUCCCAGUCCACCCAGCGAAGCCUGUAACUGUCACAUUUCCAGCCGCCUCUAACGUCGAUGUUCCUGUCGCCGCUCAGCUCCCCGGUGUCGAGCCUAGAGUUGACUCUCACGAGCUGUCUCAUCUGCCGUCCGUCGUGGUUCGCAUAACCUUGCCUCCGGGCUACCCUUCAGAAAAACCCCCCAAUGUUAGCAUCAGCACGUCGCCGCCAUGGCUCUCGAAGGACGCUACUAGGAAAAUAGAAGAGGAAGGCUCCCGAUUAUGGGAGGAAAUGGGCAGAGAUAUGGUCGCGUUUACGUAUAUCGACCAUGUACAACAGGCUGCGGACGAUGUUUUCGGAAUGGUGGAUGGGAAUGGCGCGCUGGAGAUUGAUCCCUCGCACAAGAUUGCCAUCUUGGACUACGAUAUCGAGGCUGCUCGCGCCGCGUUUGCAAAGGAAACGUUUGAUUGCGGCGUCUGCUUAGAUCCGAAAAAGGGGUCGGUUUGCCACAAAAUGCUCGAUUGCGGGCACAUCUUUUGUACCCAGUGUCUGCAGGAAUUUUACAGUAAUGCGAUCACGGAAGGAGACCUCGCCACCGUUCGUUGCCUUGCCCCGAACUGUGCGAAAGAGCGCGCGGAGACGCGCAGCGCCUCUGGUAAGACGAAGAAGCGGAAGGUCAAAACUGCCCUCAGCCCUAGUGAACUGCUGCAAAUUGGUCUCUCCCAAGACAUGGUGACCCGUUAUGUGACGCUCAAGUACAAGAACGAACUUGAGUCUGACAAGAAUACCAUCUACUGCCCACGGUCAUGGUGCAGCGGGGCUGCGAGGUCGAAAAAACACAGAAAGCCUGAGGGCUUAGAUGACAUUGAGAGUUCGGAUGAGGACACGGACGAGGAAGACGAAGCAGCCGUGCAGGACGGCGCGGGAGGGAAGCAAAAAUCCAAAAAGGGGUUCGAUGCCGGUGACCUCCUGGCUAUCUGUGAAGACUGCGGUUUUGCCUUUUGCAGCCGCUGCUUCCAGUCGUGGCACGGCGAGUUCUUCCGCUGCCUGCCCAAACGAGACAAGGGCGAGAUCUCGGCCGAGGAGCAGGCCUCGAUCGAUUACAUUAACCUUCACACGACGCCAUGCCCGACGUGUGGCGUGCCGGCGCAGAAGACACACGGCUGCAACCACAUGAUUUGCUUCCGCUGCGCCUCACACUUUUGUUAUUUAUGCUCUGCCUGGCUCGAUCCGCGGAACCCCUAUGCUCAUUUCAACGAACAGCCCAACGGCAAGUUCACGUCCUGUUACAUGCGAUUGUGGGAGCUCGAGGGCGGAGACGGCGAUGAUGUGGAUAACGGGUUCGGCGGCGGUCCUGUGCCACCAGCGGCGCCGCAACCCGUAGAGAUUGUUGACAUUGUCCCGGAGAUCGAGGAACCUGACGAUACCGAUUCAGAGGUGGAUGCGGACGAGGUGGCCCAGGAGCCGCGCCCCCCCGCCGGUGGCGUUGCCCGAGAGGGACCGCUCGUCCUACGUAUCGGGGCUGAUCCAGCUCCCCGAGGCGGUCGAGGAGGAGCUGCAGCCGCAGCAGCCCAUGGACCUGUUCCGCCCGCUGCGCCGCCGGCACCUUUGCCGCCAGUUCGGCGAGGAGGCCCUCAGCCUCGAGGUGGAGGACGCGGCGGUCGAGGGCAUAGGGGCGUGGAUGCUCGGGGCGGUCGUCGACAGAACCAGCAGAGGAACCAGGCACAACGGGUGCCUGUCGUUGGGGCCGCGAACGGGGGAAACGGCGCCGCGGCAGGACAAGCCGGGGACGGCGAACUUGAUCCUCUCCACGAAGCGUGGAUACGACACUUUGUCCAAAUGGCUCUGAUGGAUGAAGAGGACAGCGACGACGACUGA
Colletotrichum truncatum is the source of this 1965-nucleotide messenger RNA. RefSeq names its product RWD domain-containing protein. Gene Ontology annotation, cellular component: ubiquitin ligase complex; cytoplasm. The record is from RefSeq and is a predicted model, not a curated record. Gene Ontology annotation, biological process: protein polyubiquitination; positive regulation of proteasomal ubiquitin-dependent protein catabolic process; ubiquitin-dependent protein catabolic process. NCBI's taxonomy places the organism in Eukaryota, Fungi, Ascomycota, Sordariomycetes, Glomerellales, Glomerellaceae. Gene Ontology annotation, molecular function: ubiquitin conjugating enzyme binding; zinc ion binding; ubiquitin protein ligase activity.